Molecule: messenger RNA, 2091 nt
Organism: Closterium sp. Naga37s-1
Lineage: Eukaryota; Viridiplantae; Streptophyta; Zygnematophyceae; Desmidiales; Closteriaceae
Source: the annotation of a GenBank genome assembly
AUGUAUGGCUUCACGCUCCAAAGCCAGUACACGGAUAUCUACAAGACGUACGCGCGCAUUUACCAGGUGGAGGAGGAGGAACGAGAGCAGUUUCGGGAGGAGCUGGUGAUUAUAGAGAGGGUGCUUAAAGGGAGAAAGCUGUGGAGGAGGAGGGGAGGGGAAGGGGGUGGGAAGGAGGGGAGCGCGGGUGGGGAGAUUGGUGGUGGUGUGGUUAGACGGGGGGAUAAGGCUGCUGGUGCUGGUGCUGCCGGUGCUAGCGGUGUAGAUAAGGGAGAGGCGGAGGGAGGCAAUGGUGCUACAGAAGGAAAAGGAGAAACCCACAAUGCUGUGGCUGAUAAGGAUGCUUCUUGUAAGGAGGAUGUUGGUAAGGAGAAUGCUUUGAAGGAGACAGAGAGUGGAGGCAAAGAGGGGGAAGGCAAGGCUGUUUCCAGUACAGGAGCAGCAGAUGGGAAGACUGGAGACGAAGGGAAAGAGGGUCUGAAGGCGGCUGAAGAGAAGAAUUUGCAAGAUGGUGAGGAGGGUGGGGGAAAGAAGACAUCUGUGGAAGGUGGUGGUGAUGGUGAGGGCGGGGCGAAGGUGGCGAGUGGAGUGGAGGGAGAAACCAAGGUUGAGGUUAAGGGUAAGGGUUCAAAACCGAAAGCAGAGGAGGAAGAGGAGGAGGAGGAGGAGGAAGAAGAGGAGGAAGAGGAGGAGGAGGAGGAAGAGGAGGAAGAGGAGGAAGAGGAGGAAGAGGAGGAAGAGGAGGAAGAGGAAGAAGAAGAAGAGGAAGAGGAGGAGGAAGAAGAAUACGAGGAGGUGGAGACAGAGGAGGAGGUGGAGGAGGAGGAAGAAGAGGAGGAGGAGGAGGAGGAGGAGGAGGAGGAAGAGGAGGAGGAAGAAGAAGAGGAGGAAGAGGAAGAGGAAGAGGAGGAGGAAGAGGAAGAGGAGGAGGAAGAAGAGGAGGAAGAGCAGAAAAAACCAAAAGAAGCAGGAAAAACAGGGGAUGGGAAGGAGAGAGAGGAAAACAACAAGACCACAGCUUCAUUUGCAAAGGAUAGCUCCUCCGGAAGCCCCUCUGUGGAUAAGUCAGGAGACAAGUCAGGAAGCAAGUCAGGAGACAAGUCAGGAGUCAAGUUAGAUCCGGAAGGGGAGAAAGAGGAGAAAGGACCUACUGCAGCGCAACCAAAAGCAGAUGGAGCAGCAGCAGCAGCAGCAGCAGAAGUAGCAGCAGCAGCAGAAGUAGCAGCAGCAGGAGAAGUAGCAGCAGCAGCAGAAGUAGCAGCAGCAGGAGAAGUAGCAGCAGCAGCAGAAGUAGCAGCAGCAGGAGGGCAACAGAAAGAGCCAAGUAGCCCAUCCAAACAGAAAGAGCCAAGUAGCCCAUCCAAACCUGCCAAGCUAUCAAAGCUGGCGAGUGUUUUGUCUCCUGCUGCCACGGCCGCUGCUGUGGAGGCGCAGAGAGAAGCAGCAGAGGCCGCUGCUGCUCUCGAAGCCGUGGCUAAUAAGACGCUGAAAGCUGCGAGGGAGGCACAGGGGGGGGCAGGAGGGGUGGAGGGAGCGGGGGUGGACGCACAGAGAGAAGCAGCAGAGGCGGCUGCUGCUCUUGAAGCCGUGGCGAAUAAGACACUCAGAGCUGCGAGGGAGGCACAGGGGGGUGGGGGAGGGGGAGGAGAGGAAGGGAGGGUGGGAGCAAAGGACGUGCGAGUAACAGAGGGCGACGGGGGAGAGAAAGGGGGAGAGGGGAAGGUUGAUGGAGGGGAGGAGAAGGGGAAGGGGGAAGUUGCGGAGGGGGAGGGGAGGGGCCAGCAGGAAAAGCAGGAAGGCACGGAGAGGAGUGGCGGUGAGAAGGAAGGAGAUGAAGCGGUGGGGGGGAAGCAGCAAGGAGAUGCAGAGGGGAAUGGGAGAGAGGCGGAAGGAGGUGUGGGAGAUGCGAAGGGGGAUGGGAGAGAUGCAGAGGGGGGUGGGGGAGAGGCCGAAGGGAAGGGGAGUGCGAUGCGGCAGGCGUUCAACACAGCGGGGUUUCCGAUGCUUGGGAGGGUGCCGUGGGGGCGAGAGCUGCACUCCCUGGUGAUGGGCGGCGUGCCCAUGAACCUGCGCGGCGAGGUGAGUGGAUAG